UCUAACUAAUGUCAAAUUUUUAAUUUUCAAUUUGCGCGGGUAUUGGUUUUCUCAUUCUGUUUGAUUUAAUAAAAUAAAUAAUAAUUUAUUUAGUCAUAUUUCUUUUAUCUUUACAUUUGUUUUAUAAUAGGAUAUAUAUAAGUGAUUUAUUAGAAUCUUAUUGGAAACCCGGCUGAAAAUAAAACUUAUUCAAGUCCAUUUUAACGAUUAUUGAUUUUUCUUCAAAAGACUAAAUGGCAAAACAAAUAGCGGACGUACAAAUCCAUGCUUCGGAAAACGAUAAUUUAGAGGACGAUAACUUGGAUAUUAGUGUGGAUCUGAUUGAUGAUGGACUCUAUUUAGGUAAUCUUGCAUGUGCAAGAGAUCAUAAAACAUUAGAAAAUCUAAAAGUCACACACAUCCUUACAAUAGACCUGGUGCCUCUACCGAGGUCUAUACUGGACAGGAGCCAACUCACCUUUAAAUUUAUGAAAUUGGCCGAUGUACCCAAGGAAGAUCUAAUCAGUCACCUACCAGAGAGCAAUGAUUUCAUCAAGGAAGCAAUUUCAAAUGGGGGAACAGUACUCGUUCAUUGCUACUUUGGUGUUUCACGCUCCGCAGCUGUAGUCAUAGCAUAUGUGAUGGAGAAAUAUGGUCUUUGCUAUGAAGAUGCAUUUGUCCUUGUAAAAUCCAAAAGACGUUUCAUUGGUCCAAAUGUUGGCUUUGUAGCCCAACUCAAACUGUUUGGGCACAUGGGCUAUCGAAUAAAUAGGGAUGAUCCAAGAUUCAAGCAAUUUAGAUUGAAAAUGGCAGGACAGAAGUUAAAACAAGUAAAAAUAUUACCCCAACUGUUUGCCGAUCUUGUCAAACCUGACCCUGGGUUGAUCCGCGAACGACCAGACCCUGUAGUGUACCGCUGCAAGAAGUGCCGCAGGAUAGUCGCAAACCAGAGCAAUAUCAUACCUCACUUACCAAAGCAUAUUAAAGUGGAACUGGCCAAGAAAAAUAUUCGACCACAGCCGAGCAAGCAGACUGCUCUAAAUUGUGUUGAAAAUGGUCAGCUCUUGAUAGAGAAGUUGAAAAGCCUCGCUUGUCAGAUAAUGGACAGUGAGAUUGAAGUUGAUGAUUCCAGUGAUGAAACCAGCCCGGGUAAGAGUGAUAAUAGUUUCUUGGACAGCGAUGAAGGACCCAGUCAGGUCCUAGAUGGUUACAAUGAAAAUAACAUGGUCGACGCUAACAUAGCGGCUCGGGCGGACAGCCCCGAGAUCUGCCGCCUCAUGUGGUUCGUGGAGCCGAUGACUUGGAUGAAGGAUGUGCAGAACUCUCCCCAAGGAAAGCUGCAUUGUCCCAAAUGUGCCAACAAAAUCGGCAGCUUCAGUUGGGUCAUGGGUUGCAAAUGUCCCUGCGGUCAGAAAGUGGCUCCGGCUUUUUACUUAGUGCCUUCGAAGGUGGAGUGGUCGAAUAUCGUACAAAAUGUUCAAAUAACUGUAUAACUGUACAAAGUAUGUGGCACUGCUUUAUAAAGGUUUGUCACAAUCAUAUGUCCCAAUGCCCCGCUCCUUGCUUUUAUUCUAAUAUAUUACCAACUUAUAAACAAUAUAUAUAGUAA
Molecule: messenger RNA, 1588 nt
Organism: Vanessa tameamea
Lineage: Eukaryota; Metazoa; Arthropoda; Insecta; Lepidoptera; Nymphalidae
Product: dual specificity protein phosphatase MPK-4-like
Exons: 8
Coding region: 234-1472 (412 amino acids)
Biological process (GO): protein dephosphorylation
Cellular component (GO): nucleus
Molecular function (GO): protein tyrosine/serine/threonine phosphatase activity
Source: RefSeq, a predicted model, not a curated record